AUGAAGCUCGCCAUUGCCCUCACCCUGGUCACCCUGACUCUCUUCUGCAGCCCUGCAUCUACAGAGGUCUGCCUGAACUUUCUACAUGUCAUCGAAAACCUCUUCAUGGGCACGCUUCCCAGCUAUGAGGCUGCCCUUGAACCCUUCAGCCCUGAGGAAGACAUGAAAAAUGCAGGGGCCCAGUUGAAGAUGCUGGUGGACACCCUCCCCCAGAAGGCCCAGGACAGCAUGACAAAGCUCACGGACAAAAUAAUCCAAAGCCCACACUGUGCUUAGGAUUUAGAAGCUGAAGAUCUCCACCUGCCGAGACCCCUGCCACUCCCCGGAUGUUUCCUUCACUCCAUCCCCACCAGCCCUGCCUGGCUCCCUGCAAUAAAGGACAAGCAUCACA
This is a messenger RNA of Orcinus orca (killer whale), 391 nucleotides long. RefSeq names its product secretoglobin family 1A member 1 (gene SCGB1A1). The record is from RefSeq and is a predicted model, not a curated record. Bases 1 to 276 code for a protein of 91 amino acids. Gene Ontology annotation, biological process: signal transduction. Lineage: Eukaryota; Metazoa; Chordata; Mammalia; Artiodactyla; Delphinidae. Gene Ontology annotation, cellular component: cytoplasm. The transcript has 3 exons.